UUUUUGGUAUCUUUUUGGUCUUUUGCAGGGACAAAAGAUGAAGACGCCUAAAGAAGUCAUCUUGGGAAUUUUACAAGACUUGGGAGAUGAGAACUUUGGUGAAUUUAAGUGGUACCUGGAAGGAGCCCUCAACGACUUCCCAGCAAUCCCAAAAAGUAAACUGGAGAACGCCAACAGGCUGAACACCGUGGAUACGAUGUUCCAGACCUACUGUAUUAACACAGUUGAUGUGACCAGAACAGUUUUAGUGAAUAUCAAUCAAAAUGAGCUAGUGAAGACUUUAUUAAAUAUGCCAAAACCUGCAGAGAUUCUUGCUUCGUGCCAGGGAAAAGUAAAAUCACACUUCAAUGAGACAUUCCAGCGUGUGUCUGAGGGUAUUGCUAAAACAAGAAACAAAACCCCUCUGAAUCAGAUGUUCACAGAGAUCAACAUCACAGGAGAAGGGCUCAAUGAUGAACAUGAGGUCAGACAGAUUGAAACAGCAUCCUGGAAACCAGACAGACCAGAACCAACAAUCAGACAAGAAGACAUCUUUAAAACCCCACCUGGAAGAGAUGAACCAAUGAGAGCAGUGAUGACAACGGGAGUGGCUGGCAUCGGGAAAACAGUCUUAACACAGAAGUUCACUCUGGACUGGGCUGAAGGCAAAGCCAACCAGGACAUCCAGUUCAUAUUUCUCUUUACCUUCAGAGAGAUGAAUCUGCUGAAAGAGAGAAGGUUCAGCUUGGUGGAACUUGUCCAUCACUUCUAUAGUGAAAUCAGAAUAGCAGGAAUCUGCAGGUUUGAAGAGUUCCCGGUGGUCUUCGUCUUUGACGGUCUGGAUGAGUGUCAACCUCCACUGGACUUCCCCAACACUGAGAUCCUGACUGAUGUUACAGAGUCCACCUCAGUGGGUGUGCUGCUGACAAACCUCAUCAGGGGGGAUCUACUUCCCUCCGCUCGCAUCUGGAUAACAACACGACCUGCAGCAGCCAAUCAGAUCCCUGCUGAGUAUGUUGACAUGGUGACAGAGAUCAGAGGGUUCACUGACCCUCAGAAGGAGGAGUACUUCAGGAAGAGAUUCAGAGAUGAGGAGCAGGCCAGCAGAAUCAUCUCCCACAUCAAGACAUCACGAAGCCUCCACAUCAUGUGCCACAUCCCAGUCUUCUGCUGGAUCACUGCUACAGUUCUGGAGGACGUGUUGAAGGCCACAAAGGGAGGAGAUCUGGCCAAGACCCUGACUGACAUGUACAUCCACUUCCUGGUGGUUCAGUCCGAAGUGAAGAAGCUAAAGUAUGAUGAAGGAGCUAAGAUAUAUUCACACUGGAGUCCAGAGAGCAGGAAGACAAUAGAGUCUCUGGGAAAACUGGCUUUUGAGCAGCUGCAGAAAGGCAACCUGAUCUUCAAUGAAUCAGACCUGACAGAGUGUGACAUCGAUAUCAGAGCAGCCUCAGUGUACUCAGGAGUGUUCACACAGAUCUUUAAAGAGGAGAGCAGCCAGGUGUUCUGCUUUGUCCAUCUGAGUGUUCAGGAGUUUCUGGCUGCUCUUCAUGUCCAUCUGACCUUCACCAACUCUGGAGUCAACCUGCUGGCAGAAGAACAAACAAUCUCCCGGCUGCCUAAAGUCUCCAGAGAAAAACCUAAACUAAAACAUCUCCACCAGAGUGCUGUGGACAAGGCCUUACAGAGUCCUAACGGACACCUGGACUUGUUCCUCCGCUUCCUCCUGGGUCUUUCUCUGGAGUCCAAUCAGGAACACCUACGAGGUCUGCUGACACAGACAGUAAGUAGCUCAGAGACCAAUAAAAAAACAGUGAAGUACAUCAAGAAGAAGAUCAGUGAGAAUCUGUCUGCAGAGAGAAGCAUCAAUCUGUUCCACUGUCUGAAUGAACUGAAUGAUGGUUCUCUUGUGAAGGAGAUCCAACAGUCCCUGAGCUCAGGAAGUCUCUCCACAGAUGAACUGUCUCCUGCUCAGUGGUCAGCUCUGGUCUUCAUCUUACUGUCAUCAGAAGAAGAUCUGGACGUGUUUGACCUGAAGAAAUACUCUACUUCAGAGAAGGCUCUUCUGAGGUUGAUGCCAGUGGUCAAAGCCUCCAACAAAGCUCUGCUGAGUGGCUGUAAACUGUCAGAGAGAAGCUGUAAAUCUCUGUCCUCAGUUCUCAGCUCCCAGUCCUCUAGUCUGAGAGAGCUGGACCUGAGUAACAACAACCUGCAGGAUUCAGGAGGGAAGCUGAUCUCUGAUGGACUGAAGAGUCCAACCUGUAAACUGGAGACUCUCAGGCUGAGUGGCUGUAACCUGUCAAAGAGAAGCUGUGGAGCUCUGUCCUCAGUUCUCAGCUCCCAGUCCUCUAGUCUGAGAGAGCUGGACCUGAGUAACAACAACCUGCAGGAUUCAGGAGGGAAGCUGAUCUCUGAUGGACUGAAAAGUCCACACUGCAGACUGGAGACUCUCAGGUCGGGAUUCAUAAACUUGUUAAACUGAUGUAAUCUAAAUCCU
Etheostoma spectabile (orangethroat darter) is the source of this 2476-nucleotide messenger RNA. Its product is annotated as NLR family CARD domain-containing protein 3. Lineage: Eukaryota; Metazoa; Chordata; Actinopteri; Perciformes; Percidae. Bases 38 to 2461 code for a protein of 807 amino acids. The transcript is spliced from 6 exons. Gene Ontology annotation, molecular function: protein binding. The record is from RefSeq and is a predicted model, not a curated record.